CUCACCGCGCCUGCGCGUACCCUGCAGAGCGUACUGUGGACGCGCUUCGUGCUCGUAACUCUCGAGCUCGUAGCCGAGGCCCCUACGCUAGUGUUCGCCCGCUGCUUGUCUCUCAUCUCCGUCUACAAUGGGCUUGCCCCCUUGGGAUAACCGUCCUCUUGAAGACUAAACUCGGGACGACAUGUCGUGUGAACAGCCGCAGAGCCGUCGCUGACAAACAGGGCCGGAGCCCCGACCCCCCUGAGGAGACGCCGCCAUGGCCGAGCAGACCUAUUCGUGGGCAUACUCCUUGGUGGAUUCCAGUCAAGUCUCCACGUUCCUUAUUUCAAUCCUUCUCAUAGUCUAUGGCAGCUUCAGGUCUCUUAACAUGGACUUUGAAAAUCAAGACAAAGAGAAGGACGGUAGUGGCUCUCCAGGAGCAUUCAGUGGGAACAGUACCAAUAAUAGUAUCCAGACUAUUGACUCUACUCAGGCUUUGUUCCUUCCUAUUGGAGCCUCAGUGUCUCUUCUGGUCAUGUUCUUCUUCUUUGACUCUGUUCAAGUGGUGUUCACUAUAUGCACUGCAGUUCUUGCAACAAUAGCAUUUGCAUUUCUCUUGCUCCCUAUGUGCCAGUAUUUAACCCGGCCAUGCUCUCCUCAGAAUAAGAUUUCUUUUGGCUGCUGUGGCCGAUUUACAGUGGCAGAGCUGCUAUCAUUUUCUCUUUCUGUAAUGCUAGUUCUUAUUUGGGUACUGACAGGCCACUGGCUGCUCAUGGAUGCCCUUGCAAUGGGACUGUGUGUAGCAAUGAUUGCCUUUGUCCGCCUGCCCAGCCUGAAGGUUUCCUGUCUCUUACUUUCUGGGCUGCUCAUAUAUGAUGUGUUUUGGGUCUUCUUUUCUGCUUACAUAUUUAACAGCAAUGUGAUGGUAAAGGUGGCAACACAACCUGCUGACAAUCCUUUGGAUGUCUUAUCAAGGAAGCUACAUCUUGGUCCUAAUGUUGGAAGGGAUGUACCUCGGCUAUCACUUCCUGGAAAACUAGUAUUCCCCAGUUCUACAGGCAGUCACUUUUCCAUGCUUGGGAUAGGGGACAUUGUAAUGCCAGGAUUGCUUCUCUGCUUCGUUCUGCGUUAUGACAACUACAAGAAACAGGCGACUACUGAUGCUUGUGGUGCACAAGGAACUGCCAACAUUUCUGGACGCAUGCAGAAGGUCUCCUACUUCCAUUGCACACUCAUUGGGUACUUUGUUGGACUGUUAACUGCGACUGUGGCUUCACGCAUUCACAGGGCUGCACAGCCUGCCUUGCUCUAUUUGGUUCCCUUUACUUUAUUACCGCUUCUCACCAUGGCCUAUUUAAAGGGUGACCUUCGCCGAAUGUGGUCAGAACCGUUCCACACUAAGGCCAGUAGCUCCCGCUUCCUUGAAGUAUGAUGGAAACCGGAAACUAAGCCAAGCCUGGCAGAAUUUUUAUUCAAUUUGGCUUUUUUCCCCCCUCUGGAUAAACCCAGUGUAACGGACACAGCUACAACUGUUGGACCUCAAAGGAAUACAUUUUUGUGUAUAAAAUGAUGGCAAAAAAUGAACUUUCUAGAGACUUCUACGCAGGGUCCAUUUAUCUGAAACAUGCCCUCAGCAGUGGACUAUAUUCCUGUUGGAACAUCAGAGUUGAGACUAAAAUUAUAUAUAUAAAUAUAUUAAAAAAAACUGGGAUCCAGUGGAUCCAUAUGGAUUGUAAAUCUCUGAUUCCUUCAAGGUCUGGCCUAACUGUGGCUCUAUGUAGCAUGUGACUUUAAAGGCCUCUGAGCUAUGGACUAUUUUGGCUCCGUGAAACCUGUGGGACCAGACCCCAUGAGGAGCAGUGCAGCCCUCUUUACCAGCUCUCCUUCCUGCUCUUGAUUUAUUUUUUUUUGGUCCCCCCCCCCCCCCUUUUUUUUUCUCCUCCUUUUUUUUUUUUGUUAAAUAUCUUCUGUGGUGUGAAGUGACUUUUUAGAUCUCAGCCUGUGUGUGAGUUACUCAAAGGAUAUACAUAGUCUGUCGUAUUUAAUUCCAUUUCACCUCCCAAUUCAUGUUGCAGAGGGCAAGUCUGAGGUGAUAUAUUUUCUAUGGAUAGUUUAAAUAUUCGAAGAAUAAUGCCAGGUCAGGUCAGGCCUGCUAAGUUCUGUCGCAUGUCCUGCACUUUCAUCAUUGGCUUUAUAUGACUAAUCCAUCCCAGCAAAGUGAAGCCUCGGUUCCAAUCCAGUGUAUUGUGUGCUCGUUCUGAUGUACUCAUGGGCUGUUUAGUGACUGUAUUUGGUUCUGAUCAAUGUAGUGACCUAGGGCAGAUGAAAUGUUCCACAACCUUUUUGUCUUCAUUUGUGCGCAGCCUUUUUAGCGGUUCCCUUGGACUCUUGCAUGUCAAACUUGCUGCGCUCAUCGCUCCCUCCAUAAUAAUGUUACCUUCCUGUAAAUACAUAUUUUCCUUUUUUCUA
Messenger RNA from Hyla sarda, 2448 nucleotides. It is a transcript of the gene SPPL3, whose product is annotated as signal peptide peptidase like 3. The coding region runs from base 257 to 1411 and encodes 384 amino acids. Gene Ontology annotation, cellular component: cytoplasmic side of endoplasmic reticulum membrane; Golgi-associated vesicle membrane; lumenal side of endoplasmic reticulum membrane. Gene Ontology annotation, biological process: membrane protein proteolysis. The transcript is spliced from 11 exons. NCBI's taxonomy places the organism in Eukaryota, Metazoa, Chordata, Amphibia, Anura, Hylidae. The record is from RefSeq and is a predicted model, not a curated record. Gene Ontology annotation, molecular function: aspartic endopeptidase activity, intramembrane cleaving.